This is a messenger RNA of Juglans microcarpa x Juglans regia, 4012 nucleotides long. RefSeq lists its product as uncharacterized. Lineage: Eukaryota; Viridiplantae; Streptophyta; Magnoliopsida; Fagales; Juglandaceae. The record is from RefSeq and is a predicted model, not a curated record. Gene Ontology annotation, cellular component: mitochondrial outer membrane. Bases 142 to 3909 code for a protein of 1255 amino acids. Gene Ontology annotation, molecular function: protein binding; ATP binding; ATP hydrolysis activity. The transcript is spliced from 27 exons.
CAACAGAACACAAGAAAAACCCUCCGACUGAUCUUAUUCAAUCAUUGACACCCACACCUCUCUCUCUCUCUCUCUCUCUCUCUCUCCGGCCAAGACUUUGUUUGGAAUCUUGGAUCAGAGAGCAUCCGCCCCAGCAACGCCAUGGUUGAAACCAGACGCAGCUCUUCUUCUUCCAAACGCGCCCUCUCCUCCCCUCCUCCCACCACCACCAAACGAUCCAAGGUGUCCGAGGCGUCCUCGUCAACCAAUGAUGUUGGGAGUGCUCCGUUGGCGGAGGAUUUGGGCCCGGUAAAGGAAUCCGGGUUUGAACCUGGAGAGCCGGAGCUACAAUCCCCUGAUCUGCUGAACACCGGCUCGCCGAAGCCCGCUGGCGCAUGCGACGCGGAUGAAUGUGCGGAUUUCGAUGUCCAAGGUGAGGUCUUGGUGUCGCCGCUUUCUUUAGGUGGAGCUUCCGUGGAUGCCGAGAACUCGAAGGCGGCCGGUAUGGCGCUACGGGCAAAGAAGCGCCUGACAAAACUGACAAAAUCGAGUUCGGAAAUUGCGUGGGGAAAGCUUAUAUCCCAGUGCUCUCAGAACCCUCACCGGGAAAUGCGUGAUGCUACCUUCACUGUUGGUCAAGGCAGUCGAUGCAAUUUGUUGCUUGAAGAUCCAUCCAUUAGUGAUAAUUUGUGUAGAUUGAGGCAUAUAGAGCGUGAAGGUUCAUCUGUUACAUUACUGGAAAUCACAGGGCGCAAAGGUGCUGUGCAAGUAAAUGGCAAGAUUUAUAGAAAAAAUUCUAGUGUCAUUCUAAGUGGAGGUGAUGAGGUCGUCUUCACUCCUUCUGGAAAACAUGCCUAUAUCUUUCAACAGCUCACCAGUGAUAAUUUAACUACUCCUGUAAGCAUAUUAGAAGCGCAUAGUGCUUCAAUGAAGGGGAUUCAUAUUGAGGCAAGAUCUGGGGACCCCUCAGCUGUUGCGGGAGCAUCAAUUUUAGCAUCUUUGUCAAAUCUUCCAAAAGAGUUAUCCUUACUUCAGGCACCUGCAAAAACUGGUGAGAAUGUGGAGCAGAACACUGAGAUGUCCAUACUACCUUCUGGCUGUGGAGGAUCAGAUGGUCAUACCCCAGAUAUUGACAUGAAGGAUAGUGCUAAUGACAAUGGUCUUGCUGGUAUUUCGUCUAGAAAGAAAACUGUUGUCCCAUCCCCUGAUGCUGCCAAUGAAAAUCCCAAUCUUACUAGUCUUGGAUUGGAUCCUUUUAUGGACGCAAUCAUUGGAAAGGCCCCUGCAGCGAAUUAUGAAUUGAGGCCUCUCUUGCGGAUGCUUGCUGGUUCAUCUUCUUCAGAUUUUGAUUUGAGUGGCAGCAUCUCUAAAAGACUUGAUGAGCGAAGGGAAAUGAGAGAACUCCUUAAGGAUUUUGAUUCUCCAUCAAUUUUGAUGUCGACUAGGAGGCAAGCAUAUAAAGAUAGAUUACAACUAGGAAUUCUCAAUCCUGACAAGAUUGAAGUUUCGUUUGAUAGUUUCCCAUAUUACUUGAGUGACACAACGAAGGAUGUUUUGAUUGCUUCAGCAUAUGUUCAUUUGAAGUGUAAGAAAUUUGUUAAAUACGCCUCAGACCUACCUACUGUGUCCGCACGCAUAUUAUUAUCUGGUCCUGCAGGUUCGGAGAUAUAUCAAGAAACUCUGGCAAAGGCACUUGCCAAACAUUUUGGUGCUAGACUAUUAAUUGUUGAUUCUCUUCUAUUGCCUGGCGGACCAACCAAAGAUUCUGACUCUGUGAAAGAAGCUUUUAGGACUGAACGAGCAUCAUUUUUUGUUAAACGAGCUGCACAGGCUGCUGGGUUUCAGCAUAAGAAACCAGCUUCUAGCGUUGAGGCCAAUAUUACAGGUGGUUCCACAUUAAGCUCUCAGGCUAUGCCGAAGCAGGAAGCAUCCACUGCAUCAUCAAAAAGCACUACACUCAAAGCAGGUGAUAGAGUAAAAUUUGUGGGUACAUUACCUUCUGGAGUUUCGCCACUGCAAAAUGGUCCGUUAAGCAGGGGACCAACAACUGGUUCUCGAGGCAAAGUUGUUCUUGCUUUUGAAGAAAAUGGUAAUUCAAAAAUUGGGGUCAGAUUUGAUAAAUCAAUUCCGGAUGGAAACAAUCUUGGUGGCCUCUGUGAAGAUGAUCAUGGCUUCUUUUGUUCUGCCAAUAGUUUACAACGCUUAGAUGGUUUUGGAGGUGAUGACAUUGACAAGCUUGCUAUUAAUGAACUCUUCGAGGUUGCAUCAAAAGAAAGUAAAACCAGCCCGUUAAUAUUGUUCAUGAAAGAGAUAGAAAAGGCUUUGGUGGGUAGCUCAGAUUCAUAUACAGUCUUAAAGAACAAGCUUGAAAAUUUGCUGGAGAAUGUUGUGAUAAUUGGCUCCCAUACCCAGAUGGACAGUCGUAAGGAGAAGUCCCAUCCUGGUGGACUUCUAUUCACAAAGUUUGGAAGCAACCAGACAGCUUUGCUUGAUCUUGCCUUUCCGGAUAACUUUGGUAGAAUGCAUGAUAGGAGCAAAGAAACCCCAAAAACAAUGAAGCAACUCACUCGACUCUUUCCCAACAAAGUGAUGAUACAGCUGCCUCAGGAUGAAACUUUACUUUCGGACUGGAAGCAACAGUUGGAGCGUGAUGUUGAAACUCUGAAAGCUCAAUCAAAUAUUGUCAGCUUUCGUUUAGUUCUCAACCGAAUUGGCUUGGAGUGCCCUGACCUUGAAACUUUGUGUAUUAAAGAUCAAGCCCUUACUACUGAAAGUGUGGAGAAAAUAGUAGGAUGGGCUCUAAGUAACCAAUUUAUGCAUCAUUCUCAAGUGUCAGUCAAAGAUGCUAAACUUGUGAUUUCUUCUGAGAGCAUUAAGUAUGGGCUGAACAUUCUGCAGAGCAUUCAAAAUGAAAACAAGAGCUUGAAGAAAUCACUUAAGGAUGUGGUCACCGAGAAUGAAUUUGAGAAGAAACUUCUUGCCGAUGUUAUUCCACCAAGUGACAUUGGGGUUACAUUUGAUAAUAUUGGGGCUUUAGAAAAUGUAAAGGAUACUCUGAAGGAAUUGGUGAUGCUUCCUCUUCAGAGGCCUGAAUUGUUUUGUAAAGGACAGCUGACUAAGCCUUGCAAGGGAAUAUUACUCUUUGGGCCUCCUGGUACUGGGAAAACAAUGCUUGCCAAGGCAGUUGCAACUGAGGCCGGUGCAAACUUUAUUAACAUAUCAAUGUCAAGCAUUACUUCAAAGUGGUUUGGCGAAGGGGAGAAGUAUGUCAAAGCAGUUUUUUCUCUAGCAAGUAAAAUUGCUCCUAGUGUUGUUUUUGUUGAUGAGGUUGAUAGCAUGCUAGGGAGACGGGAAAAUCCUGGAGAGCAUGAGGCUAUGCGUAAAAUGAAGAAUGAGUUUAUGGUGAAUUGGGAUGGUCUGCGUACAAAGGAUAAGGAGCGUGUGCUGGUACUUGCUGCUACCAAUAGGCCUUUUGACCUUGACGAGGCUGUUAUUAGGAGGCUUCCCCGGAGAUUGAUGGUCAAUCUUCCAGAUGCCUCAAACAGAGAAAAAAUUCUUGGAGUCAUUUUAGCAAAAGAAGAGCUGUCACCUGAUGUUGAUCUGGAAACAAUUGCAAAUAUGACAGAUGGUUAUUCUGGGAGUGACCUAAAGAAUCUAUGUGUGACUGCGGCACAUUGUCCCAUUAGAGAAAUUUUGGGGAAGGAAAAGAAGGAAAAGAAUGCGGCCUUGGCAGAGAACAAACCUUUACCUGCAUUGCAUAGUAGUGCUGACGUUCGUCCUCUGAAGAUGGAGGAUUUCAAAUAUGCACAUGAGCAGGUGUGUGCAAGUGUGUCAUCAGAGUCUACAAAUAUGAACGAACUCCUGCAGUGGAAUGACCUCUAUGGAGAAGGUGGAUCAAGGAAGAAGAGAUCUUUAAGCUAUUUCAUGUAGAGGAGGUAUCUUCGUGUAUAUCAGUAAUCUAGAUCAUUCUUCGCCAUUUUAAAGUGUGGCAAGAUUAGGGACUCAUAUUUUAGUGGAAAUUCCAUUGCUGGUC